Molecule: messenger RNA, 1969 nt
Organism: Lucilia cuprina (Australian sheep blowfly)
Lineage: Eukaryota; Metazoa; Arthropoda; Insecta; Diptera; Calliphoridae
Exons: 2
Coding region: 13-1068 (351 amino acids)
Source: RefSeq, a predicted model, not a curated record
AGGCGUGCCGCCAUGCGUUUAGUCGAGCGACUUGGAGUUAAGUCGGUCGAUACGCUUACCACGGACGAAAAAUCGUCCCUAGAUUGGGCUAAAGCCCUACUGGCUCAGCCGGAGUGUUCUGACCCUCCUACAACCUCAGAUGCAGCGGACCAAGCUACAUCUGCAGGGCCUAAACGGCAGCGAUCGGAGGAAGAACAUGCUCUCCAGGCAGUCCCACAGCCGAAGACUAAACGUCAGAAGCAGUUCGAGACUCGUAUAGUCAACAGACCCUACAGCGAAGUUGCCAAAAACCCGCUGGUUAGGGCCAUUGUUGACAAGAGUGUCAACGACGGAGCUAUCUCCCAGGAUAAAUGGUUGAUAAUCCGUCAAAAAAUGCUGGAGGUGUAUUGGAAAAUUCUCAAAGAGAAUCCCGGUCCAUCUCCGCAGAAUGAUGAUGCUGGCUGGUACCAAGGUCACAUCAAACUGCUGGCGUGCACGAACGAGCGCUCAGCAAACUUGCUUAAGUUGGCGGUUACGUCUAUAGGGGAAGUGUGGCCCGGCGCGAAACUUGACGUGAUCCCGGUUAGUGAGAUACCUCGCAGACCGAGAUCAAUCACGGUUAUUCCGGCGGAACCACACGAACCAGAGGCGAUUCUGGCGUACCUUCAGAGUGGAAACCCUGACCUACCUACCCACAAUUGGAAGGUAGUCAAGGUCUCCGAACCUGAAGGUGCUUACAGAAAGGUGGUCGUGGUCCUUAAUAAGGAAUCGUUGCCGUUACUCCGAGAGAAGCAAGGCAAAGUAUACUACGGAUUUGAUAGUAUCAAGCUGCGCGUCUACCGGGGUGACGACAAACUAGACCCCAAACCGGUAAGCACGGACGGAGGAAAGGUAGACGAUACCACUAACUCUGACGACCAAAUGGACGCCCAAUCAAGUACAGACUUGAUUGGGAAUCUAUUUGAUAGCCAGGGCGAAGUGAUUGACGAAGACGAGCUUCUGAAAACAGACCCAGAAGACGCCGACGUCACAAUCGUCUACGACCCUGACCAAGAUGAAGGUGAUCCAAGUGAACCUUCACCACUCUAAAGCAGCUUCAGCUGCAUUACACCUCCACCUUGGAUAUCAAGGGGAGGAUAUAGCGUUGAUCCAAGAGCCGUGGACCCAUAACGGCAACAUACUUGGAAUCAACGUAAAAGGCUAUAAAAUACUAUACGCAAAAGGCACAGUGAUGAAGAUACAGUAACCGCAGCAUGGGAGACAGAGGAAUCCACAAUGUGGAUCCUCUCCUGCUAUAUGGCGCACGACCAGACAGACCCCCCGCCAAGUAACACGGUCGUCAGGGCAGUAAGUGCAGCAAACGGAAAACGCAUCCCUGUUAUUAUAGGCGCAGAUGCAAACGCACACCAUACACUAUGGGGUAGCACCAACAUCAACACACGAGGUGAGUUCGUAUUAGACUUCAUUUUAAACCAUAAUCUUGAAGUAGUAAAUAGAGGUUCAGAACCUACAUUUGUAGUUGCAAAUAGACAAGAGGUACUGGACAUAACGCUUGUAAAUACAAGUCAUUCGCACAUAAUCCGAAACUGGAAAGUAUCGGAAGAUUGUUCCUUUUCAGAUCAUAGAUAUCUCGUAUUCUCGAUAGAAAAAACACAGGAAAGGAAAACCCCCUUUCUAAACAGAAGAAAGACAAGAUGGGAAGAACAAAAUCGAAUCCUGACAAGUCUUCUUCAAAAUACGCCGGAAAUAAACAAUACAGCAGAUAUUGAUAGAGCUGUAGACAACCUUACACGCUCUCUUAAUCAAGCAACAAGAAGAACAUGCAAACCUUCGAUACCAAAGGGUAAAAGUAAACCUCCUUGGUGGUCCUCGGAAAUAGCGAAGACUAGGAAUAGAUGUCGCAAACUUUUCAAUGAGGCCAAAAGAUCAGGUGAAUGGUCCACAUAUAAAGCCUCAUUGAAUAAAUUUAAGAAUCAGGUUAGGAAUGCUA